This is a messenger RNA of Haplochromis burtoni (Burton's mouthbrooder), 933 nucleotides long. RefSeq lists its product as uncharacterized. The record is from RefSeq and is a predicted model, not a curated record. The transcript has 4 exons. The coding region runs from base 90 to 545 and encodes 151 amino acids. NCBI's taxonomy places the organism in Eukaryota, Metazoa, Chordata, Actinopteri, Cichliformes, Cichlidae.
CUAGCAUUCCCUCCCUCCUCCUGUGGCCGUGGUAGAGCUCCGUCUUCACUCUGAGCGGCAGUCACGGUGCGCAGACGUGCUGAUACAUUAUGGGUGGCAGAGGAAUACCUUUAUGGAUCGCAACUCUCGCAUCUCUCACUCUUCUGAGAGACGUAAUGAGUCAGAAUAUCCAGAAUCUGAUGGUGAGGCCUGGAGACUCGGUCACUCUACAGACCGGACUCACUGGGCUCAAUGGUGACGAUAUCGUCUGGAUUUAUGGUUCUGACCAGACACUCCUCCUCUGUGAUGGGGGAGAAAUCACCAGCGUCCCAGACGAAUAUGCUGGACGUCUCCAGCUUAACCAGUCGUCUGGCUGCCUUACUAUUUCCAACAUCAGGAAGAGCGCCGUUUACAGAGGGGAGAUGUACAAAGAUGAGAUGCACACUUUUAAUUAUAAUGUGACUGUUGUGGAGGCUGGAGCUCCCUUUAACUCUGCUGCUGGCCCCGGGAGCCUCUGGGGGCUCGUCGUAGCUGCCGCUGUCUGCUGUGUGCUGGUCGGCAGCUGAAGUGACCUCUGAUGUCUGCAAACCUCUGGGCCAAAGAUCACCUCAGCCUCCCUCACAUCUCACCAAAGUCCUGCUGAGGCCAGAUGAAGGAGCCAAUAAGGAGAAAUGUGUUUGUACUCCGCAGUUCAAAUCAUUCCCACGUUUGACUGACGGUGCUGAUAUGCUACUGACCAUGACACUAGCAAAUGAACUUAUGUGAUAUUAUUGGACUGAUUGAAAGAACAUUUCUCACUGAAUGCUGUGAGUUUGUGCAGAGUUUGUGAAAUGUGCCCUGAUCUGAGCUUUAAACUCAUCAACUUUCAUAUGGAGUGUGCACACCUGUCUGAAGGUACACAGGUGGAGAAAUGUUGUCUUCUUCAAUCCAGCAAUAAAUUUUAUGCAAUCUAAA